CGGGCAGCCCCUGCGCGGGAGAGCCGGUGUCGGUGCGCGGCCCGGAUGCGGGCGCGAGAGAAAAAGGGACAGAGAGAGAGAGAGAGAAACACCGCUCGGCUACCUCCAGCACGCCCUCUCCUGGGAUUCAAGCUGGGGUCCAGCCUGACCUGGGCGUGUGCCCUGACCUGGAAUUGAGCUGGUGACCUUUUGGAGCACAGGAGGACCCCUAAGCAACGGAGCCACACUGGCCAGGCCUGAAAACAGUUGAACGUGGAAAGGAACCCAGGGGAAAGGUGGACACAUUGCUCUCCUGCGUGACUGCGUUGGUGGAACACUUGACCUCAUUUGAAUCGGUCUUUGUUCUUUCCCCUGGACCAUUUGUUUCCUUUGUCGCCAUGGGACAAGAGGAGGACCCCGGCCCAGAGGCUGGCGUCUGUCUGGGCACUGCCCUGCAAUCCUGGUGGCUGCAGCUGAUGGAGCAGCAUUCACAGGCUACCAUGCUCACGGGGAUGGUGAUCGGAGCCCUCCUGGCCCUCGUUGGCGUCACCAUCGUUUUUGUGUACAGAAGGGUUAACCGAUCCCGACAAGUGCAACCCACCCCUCAGUACAGGUUCCGGAAGAGGGACAAGGUGAUGUUCUACGGCCGGAAGAUCAUGAGGAAGGUGACCACACUCCCCCAUACCCUUGUGGGGAGCACGGCCGCCCCCCGGCAGCGGGUGAGGAAGAGGACCAAGGUGCUGUCUUUGGCCAAGAGGAUCCUGCGGUUCAAGAAGGAGUACCCCACCCUGCAGCCAAAGGAGCCCCCGCCGUCCCUGCUGGAGGCCGACCUCACGGAGUUCGACGUGAAGAACUCUCAGCUGCCCUUGGAAGUUCUGUACAUGUUGAAAAACGUCAGGGUCCUGGGCCACUUUGAGAAGCCACUAUUCCUGGAACUGUGCAAACACAUGGUCUUCAUGCAGCUGCUCGAAGGGGAGCACGUGUUCCGGCCGGGGGAGCCGGACACAAGCAUCUACGUGGUACAGGACGGGCGGCUGGAGGUCUGCAUUCAGGAUGCGGACAGCUCCGAGGUGGUGGUCAAAGAGGUGCUAGCCGGGGACAGCGUCCACAGUCUCCUCAGCAUCCUGGACGUCAUCACCGGCCACACUGCCCCCUACAAAACCGUGUCUGCCCGUGCCGCCACCCCGUCCACCAUCCUCAGACUUCCGGCUGUGGCCUUUCAAGGGGUGUUCGAGAAGUACCCUGAAACCCUGGUCAGGGUGGUGCAGAUCAUCAUGGUGCGGCUGCAGAGGGUCACCUUCCUGGCCCUGCACAACUACCUGGGCCUGACCACGGAGCUCUUCAACCCCGAGAGCCAGGCCAUCCCCCUCCUGUCUGUAGCCAGCGUGUCUGCUGGAAAGGCCAAGAGGCAGCUGAGCAGCGGCCCCGAGGAGCGGCCCCAGCGGCCCCAGCGGCCCCAGGAGUCCUGCGACCCAGACCACGGGGGCAGCUGGGCCGCUGCCUCAGGGCCCCUGCUGAAGAGGAGCCACUCCUUCCCGCUGCCUUCUGCCCGCGAGGAGAGGGCGGACCCGCUCGGCAAGGCCCAGGCCGGCGACCAGGCCGCUUCUGCUCCCCCAGGUACCCCCUCAGACCUGCAGACGGCCUGUGACCGUGCCAGGGUCCCCCUGCAUGCAGAGGAGCGCCCCGGGAGUGCCAUGGCCAGCAAGGUCAAGAAGAGCGUGAUGGUCGCGGAGACGCCCUCCGCUGUCUUCCACUACUCGGACUGCAGCUCGGACGAGACUCUCGCCAGCAGGAAGACAGACGCCAUCUUCACAGCCGCCAAGAAGGACCUGCUGACCCUGAUGAAGCUGGACGACCCUUCACUGCUAGAUGGCCGCGUGACAUUUCUUCAGGUCCCGGGGGGCACCGUGGUGUCAAGACAGGGAGACCAGGACGUGAACAUCAUCUUUGUGGUCUCGGGGCUGCUGCACGUGUACCAGCGGAAGAUCGACAGUGAGGAGGACAGCUGCCUGUUCGUCACGCGCCCCGGGGAGAUGGUGGGCCAGCUGGCCGUGCUCACCGGCGAGCCCCUCAUCUUCACCAUCAAGGCCAACAGGGACUGCAGCUUCCUGUCCAUCUCCAAGGCCCAUUUCUACGAGAUCAUGCGGAAGCAGCCGACCGUCGUCCUGGGCGUCGCGCACACCGUGGUGCAGCGCAUGUCGUCCUUCGUGCGGCAGAUCGACUUCGCUCUGGACUGGAUGGAGGUGGAGGCCGGGCGCGCCGUGUACAGGCAGGGGGACAAGUCGGACUGCACCUACAUCGUCCUCAGUGGCCGGCUGCGCUCAGUGGUCCGGAAGGACGACCUCAAGAAGCGCCUGGCCGGGGAAUACGGCCGGGGAGACCUCAUCGGCGUGGUGGAGACGCUCACCCACCAGCCCAGAGCGACCACUGUGCACGCGGUCCGGGACUCAGAGCUGGCCAAGCUUCCGGCAGGAGCCCUGACGUCCAUCAAGCGCAGGUACCCUCAGGUUGUGACCCGGCUGAUUCAUCUCUUGGGUGAGAAGAUUCUGGGCAGCCUCCAGCAGGGACCUGCGGCCGGUCACCAGUUUGGGCUACACUCUACCGGCAGCAAGUGGGAUUCUGGGAACCCAGCCAGCAACCUGUCCACGGUGGCCGUCAUGCCCGUGUCGGAGGACGUGCCCCUCACAGCCUUCGCCCUGGAACUCAAGCACGCCCUGAGCGCUAUCGGCCCCGUCCUGCUGCUGACCAGUGACAACAUCAAACAGCGCCUUGGCUCUGCUGCCCUGGACAGCAUCCACGAGUACCGGCUGUCCAGCUGGCUGGGGCAGCAGGAGGACGUGCACCGGAUUGUGCUCUACCAGGCGGACGGCGCGCUCACGCCCUGGACCCAGCGCUGCAUCCGGCAGGCCGACUGCAUCCUCAUCGUGGGCCUGGGCGAGCAGGAGCCCGUGGUGGGCGAGCUGGAGCGGAUGCUGGAGAGCACCGCCGUGCGCGCCCAGAAGCAGCUGGUCCUGCUGCACCGGGAGGAGGGGCCGGCGCCAGCGCGCACCGUGGAGUGGCUGAACAUGCGGAGCUGGUGCUCCGGCCACCUGCACCUGUGCUGCCCGCGCCGCGUCUUCUCCAGGAGGAGCCUGCCCAAGCUGGUGGAGAUGUACGAGCGGCUCUUCCAGAAGCCCCCGGACCGGCACUCGGACUUCUCCCGCCUGGCACGGGUGCUGACCGGGAACACCAUCGCCCUGGUGCUCGGAGGGGGCGGGGCACGAGGCUGUGCCCAGGUUGGCAUCAUCCGAGCCCUGACAGAGUGCGGCAUCCCCGUGGACAUGGUCGGAGGGACGUCCAUCGGGGCCUUCAUGGGCGCCCUGUACGCCGAGGAGAGAAACUACAGCCAGAUUCGGAUCCGGGCCAAGCAGUGGGCGGAGGACAUGACGUCGAUGGUGAAGACCGUGCUGGACCUGACCUACCCCAUCACCUCCAUGUUCUCGGGGGCCGGCUUCAACAGCAGCAUCUGCAGCGUCUUCAAGGACCGGCAGAUCGAGGACCUGUGGAUCCCCUACUUCACCGUCACCACGGACAUCUCGGCCUCGGCCAUGCGGGUCCACACAGACGGCUCCCUGUGGAGGUAUGUGCGGGCCAGCAUGUCCCUGUCGGGCUACAUGCCGCCUCUCUGCGACCCCAAAGACGGGCACCUGCUGAUGGACGGGGGCUACAUCAACAACCUCCCAGCGGAUGUGGCCAGGUCGAUGGGGGCAAAGGUGGUGAUCGCCAUCGACGUAGGCAGCAGGGACGAGACGGACCUCACCAACUACGGCGACGCCCUGUCUGGGUGGUGGCUUCUCUGGAAGCGCUGGAACCCCCUGGCCACCAAGGUCAAGGUGCUGAACAUGGCGGAGAUCCAGACGCGCCUGGCCUACGUGUGCUGCGUGCGGCAGCUGGAGCAGGUGCGGAGCAGCGACUACUGCGAGUGCCUGCGCCCGCCCAUCGACAGCUACGGCACCCUGGACUUCGGCAAGUUCUCCGAGAUCUGCGAGGUGGGGUACCAGCACGGGCGCACGGUGUUCGACAUCUGGAAGCGGAGUGGUGUGCUGGAGAAGAUGCUGCAGGACCGGCAGGGCAAGAUGAAGGCCUGCGACGUCCUCACCUGCCCCAAUGCCUCCUUCACGGACCUCGCCGAGAUUGUGUCACGUAUAGAGCCUGCCAAGGUGGCCGUGGUGGACGACGAGUCUGACUAUCUGACCGAGUGCGAGGAGGGGUUGCCAGACGGCCCCCAAGAUGCCUACGCUGACUUCCAGAGCUCCCCAGCCGACGUGGGCUCCGACUCGGAAGACGAGCCCCCACUUCAUCAUCAGCACCCUAGCCUGGCUUCCCCCAAACUGUCCCAGGACGCCUUGACCGACCCCCUGGCUCUCUGACCAAGACACGUAGAGGUCUCCGCCCUGACCUCCCUGAAGCCUGCUCCUGCAGGGCACCGUAGAGGUCUCCGCCCUGACCUCCCUGAAGCCAGCUCCUGCAGGGCACCGUAGAGGUCUCCGCCCUGACCUCCCUGAAGCCUGCUCCUGCAGGGCACCAGCCCGGAAACCACAGCCCUGGGGCAGGAGCCCUGGUGGGGCCCAGGGCCGAGCUGGGUGUCAGCCUCUGCACUGCCGCUCCCGGUGGGGCACUUGGUCCUGGCACCUCCUGCUCACACAGCACCCUGGGCGCAGGCCAGCCCCUGCAGCCCCGAGGCCUCUGAGAGCCGAGGGCCCUGCCUCCACCUAGGCGGUCAAUAAAAGCAGAUCUGAUUG
Molossus molossus (Pallas's mastiff bat) is the source of this 4760-nucleotide messenger RNA. RefSeq names its product patatin like phospholipase domain containing 7 (gene PNPLA7). Lineage: Eukaryota; Metazoa; Chordata; Mammalia; Chiroptera; Molossidae. Gene Ontology annotation, molecular function: phosphatidylcholine lysophospholipase A1 activity. Bases 378 to 4388 code for a protein of 1336 amino acids. The record is from RefSeq and is a predicted model, not a curated record. The transcript has 36 exons. Gene Ontology annotation, cellular component: endoplasmic reticulum. Gene Ontology annotation, biological process: lipid metabolic process.